GCGCUCUCGGCUCCGCGUUGCACUCGUCCUGUUCCGUCCGCUGGUCAGGAUAUGAUGACAGUUGUUUAAGGCUGAGGAAAUGUUUGUGUGCCUAUUGUAAGUGCAAGCAUAUUUUUUUGGACUGGCAGCUGAGGGGCAUAUAUAGUUCGAGAGUUGAAGCAAUGGAUUGUUGUUCUAUCUUUCGCAAUAAGUGGGCAACACGCCAACAAAUUUCUGAGCAUAAUGAAGACAUCCCUUCUGGUACUAAUACAACAAGAUACACUUAUAAGGAGAUAGUAAGAGCAACAGAAAAUUUUAACCCAUCCAAUAAGAUUGGUGAAGGGGGUUUUGGAUCUGUGUAUAAGGGCCGGCUAAAGAAUGGAAAACUUAUUGCUGCCAAGGUGUUAUCUGUAGAGUCAAGACAAGGACUAAAGGAGUUUAUGAACGAACUUAUGGCAAUUUCCAACAUAUCUCAUGGUAAUCUUGUCAGCCUUUAUGGCUAUUGUGUGGAAGGAAACAAGAGGAUCCUUGUCUACAAUUAUCUCGAAAAUAAUAGCCUUGCACAAACACUUCUAGGUUCUGGCCGCAGCAACAUCCAGUUCAAUUGGAGAAGUAGAGUAAAUAUUUGCAUUGGUAUCGCCCGGGGAUUAGCAUACCUCCAUGACUCUGUCAAUCCCCACAUUGUUCACCGCGAUAUCAAAGCAAGCAAUAUACUUCUUGAUAAGGAUCUCACUCCCAAAAUUUCUGAUUUCGGUUUGGCAAAGCUUCUACCUCCAAAUGCAUCACAUAUUAGCACGCGGGUUGCAGGAACAUUAGGUUACUUGGCUCCCGAGUAUGCCAUUCGAGGACAAGUAACACGGAAAUCAGAUGUUUAUAGCUUUGGCGUUCUACUUCUAGAAAUAGUUAGUGGGAGAUCAAACACGAGUACAAGACUAUCCUAUGAAGACCAGAUGCUUCUUGAAAAGUUUCCGGAAGUCACCAAUGGGGUUCUCCUAUUGCAGACAUGGAUGUAUUAUGAACGAGGAGAUUUGGAGAAAAUCAUAGACAGUUCUUUGGGCGAUGACUUGGAUGUUGUACAAGCCUGCAGGUUCCUGAUAAUUGGGCUUUUGUGUACACAAGAUGUCACAAGGCAUCGACCCACUAUGUCAGCCGUCGUCGAGAUGCUAACAGGCGAAAAGGAUGUUGACUCUGGGAAUAUAAGCAAGCCAGCUACAAUUAGCGACUUCAUGGACCUUAAGAUCAGGAGCAUGAGGAGAGAAAAUAACUUAGCUUUCGCUCCAUCCUCCAAGCUGAUAUCCACCAUCAUGGCACAGAAUUCUCCUUUGUUGUCUCAAGAGACAACACGAUGCUCCAUAACAUUCACCGCAAUAUCUGAUCGUGAGUGAUCAGAGGUUGGUCAGAAAUAUGAAGACCAUGUGGACAAGUAGCAUAGCCUAAUACCUUUUUUUCCAGAAAUUUUCUUGCUGGUGUAUAGAUUCACUUCAUUUGUAGUGUAAAAGACAUUGUUGGAUCAAAGAAGUCCAUGAAUUUA
Molecule: messenger RNA, 1510 nt
Organism: Lolium rigidum
Lineage: Eukaryota; Viridiplantae; Streptophyta; Magnoliopsida; Poales; Poaceae
Product: cold-responsive protein kinase 1-like
Exons: 7
Coding region: 162-1364 (400 amino acids)
Biological process (GO): protein phosphorylation
Molecular function (GO): protein kinase activity; ATP binding
Source: RefSeq, a predicted model, not a curated record